GAGAAGCUGAAGUGUAGUUGAGCUGUUGAGUGUUUGUGUCUCUGUAUUCAUUCAGUAAAAUGGCAGGAGCCAGAGUUUCCCAGGAUGAGUUAUUGUGUCCACUGUGUCUGGAUCUCCUGAAGGAUCCAGUGGCUAUUCCCUGUGGACACAGUUACUGUAAGAUCUGUAUUACAGACUGCUGGGAUCAGGAGGAUCAGAAGAGAGUCUACAGCUGUCCUCAGUGCAGACAGACCUUCAGUCCAAGACCUGCUUUAUCUAGAAACACCAUGCUGGCUGAAGUGGUGGAGAAACUGAAGAAGACCAGACUCUCUGAUGACUGUUACGCUGGAGCUGGAGAUGUGCAGUGUGACGUCUGUACUGGAAGAAAAUACAGAGCCGUCAAGUCCUGUCUGAUGUGUCUGAACUCUUACUGUCAGAAUCACCUCCAACAACAUGAGAGUUGGUUUAAAGGAAAGAAACACAAUCUGACUGAUGCCACUGGACGACUGCAGGAGAUGAUCUGCCAGAAACAUGAGAAGAUCCUCGAAGUUUUCUGUCACACUGACCAGAAAUGUAUAUGUGUGCUUUGUACGAUUAAUGAACAUAAAAACCACGACAUUGUUUCAGCUGCAGACCGGAGGACAGAGAAACAGAAGCAGCUGAAGGAGACACAGAAGACGCUCCAGCAGAGAAUCCAGCAGAGAGAGAAAGAUCUCCAGCAGCUGAGAGAGACUGUGGAGUCUCAUAAGCGCUCUGCACAGACAGCAGUGGAGGACAGUGAGAGGAUCUUUACUGAGCUCAUCCGCUCCAUUGAGAGAAGCCGCUCUGAGCUGAUACGACUGAUCAGAGAUCAGGAAAAGACUGCAGUGAGUCGAGCUGAAGAACGACUGGAGCGACUGGAGCAGGAGAUCAAUGAUCUGAGGAGGAGAGACGCUGAGCUGGAGCAGCUUUCACACACACAGGAUCACAUCCAGUUCCAGCAGAGUUUGCAGUGUCUCUCAGCUCCUCCUGAAUCUACAGAUGUAAAUGACACUCCCUUCAGUUCUCUCGUCUCUUUUGAUGAUCUGAGAGAAUCUGUCCAUCAGCUGAGAGACAAACUGGAGGAUUUCUGCAAAGAGGAGCUCAAGAAGAUCUCAGACAGAGCCAUAUUCACCAACAUUGUUCCCAGAACCAGGGACGACUUCCUACAAUAUUCCCAUCAGCUCACUCUGGAUCUGAACACAGUGAAUAAACGACUCCGUCUGUCUGAGAACAACAGAGUUAUUACUAACACUGGCACAGAUCAGUGGUAUCCUGAUCAUGCAGACAGAUUUGAUCAGUGGUCACAGGUGUUGUGUAGAGAGAGUGUGUGUGGACGCUGUUACUGGGAGAUUGAGUGGAGUGGAGAUGUUUAUAUAUCAGUGUCAUAUAAGAGCAUCAGCAGGAAGGGAUAUGGUAAUGCGUGUUUGUUUGGAUAUAAUGAUCAGUCCUGCAGUUUGUUCUGCUCUCCCUCCAGUUACUUAUUUAUGUACAAUAACAUAAAGACUGAUGUCUCUGUGAAGUCCAUCAGCAGUAGAAUAGGAGUGUUUGUGGAUCACAGAGCAGGAACUCUGUCCUUCUACAGCGUCUCUGACACAAUGAGCCUCAUCCACACAGUCCAGACCACAUUCACUCAGCCACUUUAUCCUGGGUUUUGGGUUUGUAUUGGAUCAUCAGUGAAACUGUGUUGAUGAAUCAGAAUAGACUGACAAGAUACCACCCAUAAUGCUUUGAGCUGAAUGAUGAAUCAGUAACAGUGAGAUGUUAUAGAGUCUCUUCUCUUUUCUUUUCAUGAUAUUAAUAGUACAGCUGAACUUCAAGUCAAGUCACCAUUAUUUAUAUAGCACCAUAAACAAAAAAGAUUGUGUCAAAGCUACCGAACAACAUUAAUUAGGAAAACAGUGUGUCAAUGUGUGUCAGUGAAAUAACAUGUCAGAAUAAAUGUGUAAUAAAUCUUCAUAUCCGCCUUUAACUUCAACGUCUGUAGAAACUAAUAUAAUAACUACACAUGAUGUAAUAAAUAUUACAUUAUUAUUGUAAUAAAAUGUUCAUAAUGUAAUCAUUUUCUCAAAACUUAAAAAUCUUCAGUGCAUGUAAUAAAAAAAAAAUCAUGCGAGGAGACAGAGGGAAAUUCUUGAAGCAGUCUAAGCACAUAUAGAAGAGGGGAUAGACUAACAAUACUGGAAGCUAGACAUGGAAAGACACAGGACUUAAGUAAUGGGAAUAAUCAAGGAAAUAAAUGGGAACCAGCUGAAACAAAUGAACAAAACCGACAUGAGGGAGAAAUUAGGUAAUGGGGAGAACAUGGGGAGAAAAACACAAGACAUGGGAACACAUGGACUGGAGCCCUCUCUGGGCUAAAUUCAAGGACUGGAGUGGACAUUGGAGUGGACUCAGGGGCUGGAGUCAAUGGGUAGGUAGUAAUUUGCCAUGAUCUAGAAAAGAGAGUUCAGCAUGGCAUCGUCCAUCGCUGUCUUCACCGCAAGCCUGCAAAAUUCCCAGGCAUACUCAACGAACAGGAGAUCCCUCCAGGCUAGGGUGGCAAAUCAUGUGGCAGUUUCCAUAACCAUGAGGGAGAAACCGAAAACAUGAAAUCAUGAAUACACUGUGGCAACUUGUAACGUAAUCACAGUUCAUAAGGUAAUACCAGCACGUAAAUAAUACAUUUGAGCCCAAAACGUAAAAAUUAAAAAAAUUAGGAAAUUAGGCUUAUU
Carassius auratus (goldfish) is the source of this 2711-nucleotide messenger RNA. Its product is annotated as tripartite motif-containing protein 16-like. Gene Ontology annotation, molecular function: zinc ion binding; protein binding. The coding region runs from base 60 to 1688 and encodes 542 amino acids. The transcript has 6 exons. The record is from RefSeq and is a predicted model, not a curated record. Lineage: Eukaryota; Metazoa; Chordata; Actinopteri; Cypriniformes; Cyprinidae.